UAUAAUUAAGUGCGGAUUGAAUGCUUGAGCGGAUUUUAGAUUUUUCAAUCCAAUCCAAUCCGUACAAGUGCGAAUAUCCGCAUUUUGCGAAUUGGAUUGGAUCGGAUACUUUGUGAACACCCCUACUCACUACUCAGUGUGCCCUCUCCGCACUCUUUUCCAAUCUCCGAAACUCAGACUCAAGAGAGAGACACAGAGGGUUUUUGAUUGGGGUUGUGUUCCAGUUCCAUGACGAGGAAGAAGAAUAUAACCAAGCAAGUCGUCGUUAUCGACCUUGACGACCUCGACUCUUCCGUUCCAGAGGGUAAACAUCAGCUUUCAAGGCACCGUACGUGCUGGCAACACUUAUCAGCAACAUUGCAUGCUCGUAAAAGAAGGUUAACAAAGAAAGACCAUGAAGCCAUUGAUGGCUUUAAACUUACUGCCCAAUGUUUUUUAGAUUUCCCUUGCCGUGAGCGAUCAACCAGGAAAAUUUCCCGUAAGGAUGUUGGCCAUGGAGUCACUAAACUGAAUAAGAAGCUUGAUUCUGGAAUCUUUGAAAGUUACUUUGAGUUAUUGUGGAGAGGUUUGUCUGAGGAGAAGAAAAAUUCCUUUGGUUACCUUGACUGUUUAUGGUUCUCAUGGUAUAGAGAAGCGUCCUACAAAUCCAAGGUCAUGACAUGGAUUCAAAACAAGCAAAUUUUCACAAAGAAAUAUGUUGUUGUUCCUAUUGUUAUCUGGCACCACUGGAGCGUUCUUAUCUUAUGCAACUUUGAUGAGAGUUUGGAAUCAGAAACCCGGAAACCUUGCAUGGUACUGCUGGAUUCUCUCGAAAACACUGAUCCAAAGCGGCUUGAACGAGAUAUUAGGAAAUUUGUAUCAGCCAUUUUUAAAGCUGAGGGCAGAACUGAAACUGAAAAGUCUCUUCGCAAGAUUCCUCUCUUGAUCCCUAAGGUACCCCAACAAAGGAGUGAUUGGGAAUGUGGUAACUUUGUUCUCUACUUUAUUAAAUUGUUCCUGGAUGGGGCUCCAGAAAAUUUUAGCAUGGAGGGUUAUCCAUAUUUUAUGGAAAGGAACUGGUUUUCUCCAGAGGACUUAGACUGCUUUUGCAAGGGACUGCAUUCUGAGUUAGUUGCAACGUGAUAUUGACAUGUUUAGAAAGGCCCUAUUUUUGUUAAGAUAUUGACACAACUCAUCCCAAACGUAUGACUAAAUUGUUAAUAGAAAUUAGGAUGAAAACAUUGGUAGUCAAGAAGUAAACCCAAAAUUAUAGUAAGUUUGUAAUCAAAAGUCUUAAUUUGUCUGGUGCAUGUAAAGGAAUCUUAUUUAUGUAAAGAAAUUAGUGUAUGAUUUGUA
Messenger RNA from Cannabis sativa, 1335 nucleotides. RefSeq names its product probable ubiquitin-like-specific protease 2A. The record is from RefSeq and is a predicted model, not a curated record. Gene Ontology annotation, biological process: proteolysis. Lineage: Eukaryota; Viridiplantae; Streptophyta; Magnoliopsida; Rosales; Cannabaceae. Bases 229 to 1122 code for a protein of 297 amino acids. Gene Ontology annotation, molecular function: cysteine-type peptidase activity. The transcript has 7 exons.